Auanema sp. JU1783 is the source of this 1152-nucleotide messenger RNA. The record is from the annotation of a GenBank genome assembly. Lineage: Eukaryota; Metazoa; Nematoda; Chromadorea; Rhabditida; Rhabditidae.
AUGUUUUUUAACUUUCUGCUGUUUCUUCUGAUUGGCACGAUAUGCACUGAAGCGGGAGAACUUGUCGACUCGCGUGUCCAUAUUGAGAGGUUAUGGGAAUUGAACACAAAGACAAGUGAUCUGCACAUCACUUUCACAUUAGAGCAAGGACUUGUCGGAUAUGAUAUAACCUCUAAGUCGCCUGUAGUUUAUAAUAAAACUAAGGUUAUUCCACCUUUUCAUGAAGCUUACUUCGAUUUCAAAGCUUACACUCAACAAGGUCCAACAGAAGCAUCUCUAAACAACGAGAUUAUCAUUGGAAUCAGAAGAAGAUUCGAAGCAACCAUAAGCUGUCUUCAUAAUGAUCAAUUUCCUUUUGACAGACAAACCUGCACAUGGAGACUUAUUAUUUUGGGUAAAUCUAAAGAUCAGCUGGAUCUCCGAUGGGCUACGAAGCCGUUAGAGAGCCAUGACUUAGCUUUACCUCAAUUUAUAGUUGAAAAGAUUUCACCCAUCACUUGCGUGCACGAAUCCACUCUACCGUCAGCUUUUACCUCAACAUCUACACAUGUUCUUCACGGAUGUCUUUCUGUCGUCAUGGAAUUUCGUCGUUCGAUGACCAUUCCAUUAACACGUCUCUUUAUUCCAACGUCAUUAGCUCUUUUCCUGUCUUGGCUAUCGCUCUAUACAAAGCGUUCCGAUCUCUUAGCUCGAAUAAUUUUGCCAAUUUCUUCUAUAAUCAUCCAAAUGCUACUGGCUUUGAACUAUCUGUCAGCCGUGACCAUUUCAACAACUUUGACCCCAGCAGAUGUUUGGUGCAUUUUAUUGACUGCUCAAUGUGUUUUGGUUAUUUUCUUGUUGUUUCUUAUUUCGAUAGUGGAGAAUAAGUCGAAAAAGUAUCUGGAUCUAGCUGAGGAUGAUAAGACAGUUCGAAAACAGAGCAAGGGACGUCAUCAUCGUCUUGCUAUGAAGCAAAUACCGUACAAAAGAAACCAAGAAGAGGAAAAGUGUCUUUCAUUUGAAGAGGUGAUGUCUUGCGAGUUCCGUAAGAAGUCUGAUUCGUACUCACUGGCUGCUGUUCGCAUUCAAAUUGUAGCUCGAUUUUUAUGUCCUCUAGUUUACAUUUCCUCAACUGUUCUAUUCUUUUUAUUAUAUCUUGUUAAAUUCUUUUAG